Molecule: messenger RNA, 2223 nt
Organism: Olea europaea var. sylvestris
Lineage: Eukaryota; Viridiplantae; Streptophyta; Magnoliopsida; Lamiales; Oleaceae
Product: plastidic glucose transporter 4
Exons: 14
Coding region: 266-1900 (544 amino acids)
Biological process (GO): transmembrane transport; carbohydrate transport
Cellular component (GO): membrane
Molecular function (GO): carbohydrate:proton symporter activity
Source: RefSeq, a predicted model, not a curated record
AAUCGGUUUAUACCAAACAUGGUCUUAGUAGUAACAGAAAGAGUUGUAAUCUCCACUUAUUAGCUGGUAGUAAACUAACCGUCCUCUCUAAAUCAACGCCUCUUUUAUUCCAAAUUUAAUUUUUAAUUCAUUUCCUUCUUCGGACCUUCCAAAGUUACUCUAUCUACCUGCCACAUAAACUAUAACCACACUGCAAUCACAUACGAAGUGGAAGUGCCGACAAUAAUCUCAAAUCAACUUUCUAAUUUGGUCAAAUUGGUGGAAAAUGCAGGUUUCUACACAUGCUGUUAAAGGAAAUUUAUGCCUUGGAUUACAAAACCUUAGGCCGUUGCCGAGUUCGCGUGAAUUGAGAGAGAAUAAUUUAGGUUUCGCUGUUAGUGAGCUUCGGAUGACAAAAAGGAGCAGUUGCUUCGGAAUUGGCCUAGACUCAAUUGCCAUGGGAGCAAGGGGGAAUUGGCCUAGAAGUGUGUACGGAUCAUUGGCCAAGGCCAGAUCAGUCAGAGCUCAAGCUUAUGAAGGAGAUGUUGAGGAUGUUGCACCUGCCAAAAUCCAAGUGAAAUCAUCUGGAACUGUUCUGCCAUAUGUUGGUGUUGCUUGUUUGGGAGCCAUUCUUUUUGGAUAUCAUCUAGGGGUGGUUAAUGGUGCUCUAGAGUAUCUUGCCAAGGAUCUUGGAAUUGCUGAAAAUGCUGUGUUGCAAGGUUGGGUGGUUAGCACACUUCUUGCUGGUGCCACUGUUGGUUCAUUCACUGGGGGUUCUUUGGCUGAUAAAUUUGGGCGAACAAAGACUUUUCUGUUGGAUGCAAUUCCACUUGCAGUUGGAGCAUUUCUUUGUGCCACUGCACAGAACAUAGAGACAAUGAUAAUUGGUCGCUUACUUGCUGGAAUUGGAAUUGGUAUAUCGUCUGCUAUUGUGCCACUUUAUAUAUCUGAGAUCUCACCAACUGAAAUCCGUGGAACACUUGGAUCUGUAAACCAGCUAUUUAUAUGUAUUGGGAUUCUGGCAGCAUUGGUAGCUGGAUUGCCUUUAGCUGGAAAUCCUUUGUGGUGGAGGACGAUGUUUGGUGUUGCGAUUAUUCCGUCCAUAUUAUUGGCACUUGGAAUGGCUUUUUCUCCUGAAAGCCCACGGUGGCUUUAUCAGCAAGGGAAAAUUUCUGAAGCUGAAGUGUCCAUCAGAAAGCUAAAUGGAAAAGAAAGGGUUGCUGAGGUUAUGAGUGAUUUGGAUGCAGCAGCUCAAGGUUCCUCUGAACCAGAAGCUGGGUGGUUUGAUCUUUUCAGUAGUCGCUAUUGGAAAGUUGUUAGCGUUGGUGCAGCUCUCUUCUUGUUCCAGCAGCUUGCUGGGAUAAAUGCCGUAGUAUACUAUUCUACUUCUGUUUUCCGCAGUGCUGGAAUUACAUCUGAUGUUGCUGCCAGUGCUCUAGUUGGGGCGGCAAAUGUUUUUGGGACAACCAUUGCGUCCUCCUUGAUGGAUAAGCAAGGAAGGAAAAGUCUUCUGCUUACAAGCUUUGCUGGCAUGGCUGUUUCCAUGUUGCUGCUUUCCUUAACCUUCACUUGGAAGACUCUGGCACCAUAUGCAGGCACCCUUGCUGUUCUUGGCACUGUUCUUUAUGUAUUAUCCUUCUCUCUUGGUGCUGGUCCUGUGCCUGCUCUUCUGCUUCCAGAGAUUUUUGCCUCUAGAAUUAGAGCAAAAGCAGUGGCAUUGUCUUUAGGCAUGCAUUGGAUAUCGAAUUUUGUCAUUGGCCUGUACUUCUUGAGCGUUGUAACUAAGUUUGGAAUAAGUACAGUGUACCUGGGAUUUGCAUCUGUUUGUCUUCUAGCAGUCAUGUACAUAGCAGGUAAUGUUGUGGAAACUAAGGGACGAUCACUGGAGGAAAUAGAGCGCGCUCUUACUGCUGCUCCUUGAGGGGAAUAAUGUUGUAGUACCAAGGGAAGUAUUUGCCGUUUCCCCUAUCGCAGAUUAUCCGAGAAUCAUCUUUCCAGUUUUCAUUAUGUGACAAAUGGUCUGUUGGUAAGCAUUUGAUGAACCUGCGUUUUGAUUUUGGCUUUGUUAUUUUGAUUGUAACUAGUGUGGGGGGCGUUGUCUCGACUUUUAUCACAUCAGUAGAUGGGUGUUGGGGACAGUUUGAUGUAAAUUAGAUAGUUCUUUCACUAAUAAGGAUUUAGAUUUGAGAAAUUAACGCGGAUGUCCAAAACUACUGAAAUUUCCAAACUUGCAUAGUUAUAUUC